UAUUGGUUCAUUCAAUUUGGGAAGCAAACAAUACAGGUUAGAAACAGAGUCUCUCCCCUGUUGCCCCAUUUAUGAGCAUCACCACCCCAUCUUCUUUCUCCCCCUCUCCAACAAAAUUAUUUAAUUCCAUUUCAAAAUCUUAGCUCAAUUAUUUAUUAUCUUCCUCUCCAUUUACAUCCUAUAAUUUCUUUCUUCCUUUUUCUUUCAUUUUCUCCCUCUCCCUCUCCCAUUUCUCCAAAAUUCUGGAUUUAGAUUUCAAUGGAAGGCGUUUCAGUGAGCGUUUACAAUGGCCUUAGGCGCUAUUUGAGGAGGAAAAGCUACCGGAAACUCGCUGCGUCUGUGGGUCGUAGAACGGAUACAGCCCAACUUGGGGCAGCCGGAGGAGGGAGGCGCCGCCGUCGGAUUUGGCGGAUCAAGAUCUCCCCUAAGCUCAGGCUUUUCCGGCGAAUGCCGUCACUGAAGAAACUGCUUCUUUGGCUGAGGGAUUCUUAUGUUAAAGCGAUGUUGGCAUUUGCCAACUCGAGGGUCAUCGGCUCCGGCAGCGGCAGCGGGGGUGGCGAUGGGAUCUGGGGUGGCGCCGGGAGGAGCACUUUGAAGGAGUAUGAUGAGAAAAUGAUCACUGAGAUCUAUAAGUCGUUGGUGGUGGCGCAGGGACGGUUGCCUCCGCCGGAAACUGUCCGGCCGAGUUGGGGUGGCGGGCGGUUGCCGACGGUGGCGGAAUAAUCCGGUGGAUUUUAUGGGGUAUGGAGAUGGACGGUAAGGAUCCAGUGGGAAGAAAAUCAAAUCCUAUCCGCUGAUUCUUUUUUUACCCUUCUUUUUUUUUCCCCAUUUUCCUCUCUAUUUUCACCCUAACUUUUUGAAGUGUAAUGUUUUUUUUUUUACCUUAGGGAGUUAAUUGAAAUAUUACCUGGUUGUUGUCAUAGUUAAAUAUAUAAUUACAUUAAUAAAGAAAAAGUACCAAAUCUUAAACACUAUAA
Molecule: messenger RNA, 977 nt
Organism: Cucumis sativus (cucumber)
Lineage: Eukaryota; Viridiplantae; Streptophyta; Magnoliopsida; Cucurbitales; Cucurbitaceae
Exons: 1
Coding region: 259-723 (154 amino acids)
Source: RefSeq, a predicted model, not a curated record